AUGGACCGCGACCGCGAGCGGGGGCGGGGCGGCGGGAGACCUGGACCAUCUCCGGGACAGCUGCUGGACAAGGUUCGGCAGCUGCGGGCGAAAAUUUCUCAGGACGUGUAUGAUCUGACUGGUUGGGACCAGGCGUGGGAGGAGCUCAAGUCCUUACAGCUAUCGGACGAAACACGGGCCAUAUAUGAGGAGCUGGUCGCAGCGUUCCCCACAAAGGCUGACGUAUGGUGCAAGUAUUCGGAGCUGGAGCUGGCUGCCGGCAACCUGCCGGGCCUCAAGGCGAUUUUCCAGCGCUGCCUCAUGGCGGUGCCCUCCCUGGAGCUGUGGGCCCUGUACAUGAAGUUCAUUCGCAGAUCCAACAAGAGCAAGGGCGCGGAUGGCGUGGUUGAGAUUCGCAACGCGCUGGAGUUCACUUUGGAGCGGGCGGGUCAGGACAUCAACUCGGGGCCCUUCUGGCAGGACCUGCUGCAGCUGCUGCAGUCCGCCAAGGCGGGGACACCGGAGUUCGGGGCGCUCUUUCCGCAGGCGAUGGUGGGUCAGGAGGACAACGCCCGCAUGGCGGCUGUACGGCGUGUUUACCAGCAGGCCGUCACCAUACCCCACCACCACCUGGAUGGGUUAUGGCGGGACUACCAGCGCUUCGAAAACGAUGGGCCCAAUAAGCAGUUCGCGAAAAAAGUCCUAGAUGAGUGGUCCCCCAAGUACCAGGCGGCCAAGGCGGUGUACCGGGAGAGGAGGAAGAGAGCGGCGGUGCUCAGCUACGCGCUGUGGCCGCUGCCCUCCGGCAAGGGGGGGUUGCUGCAGGAUCAGCAGGCUCAGUUGUGGAGGGAGUACCUGGCAUAUGAGCGUACUAACCCGCAGGGUUUGGAUCCCCCGGUGUUGCUGUCCCGUGUAUCCCUGGCCUUCGACCAAGCACUCAUCUGCUUCCUCUACUUCCCAGACUUUUGGCUGGAGUAUGCGGAGUGGCACACCUCCUGUGGCCGCCCCGAUGCUGCCGGAUCGGCAUUGACCAAGGGGCAGGCCGCUCUGCCGCAAUGCCUGCAGUUGCGCAUGCUCGCGGCCGAUCUGGCCGAGCGUACCGGGUCGCCCGAGCAGGCGGUGGCCAUUUAUGAGGGCCUGGCGCUGAACUUGGAGCAGCAGCAGGCGGUGACCCGUGGGUCACUUCCGGCUGCGGAGGGGGAGCUGGUUUGGGUGCAGUACAUGCAGCUGUUGCGGAGGGUUGAGGGAGACUUCCACAGCCGCAAGCUCUUCUUGCGCGCCCGCAAGUGGCAUCUGGGCCUCCCAGCUGGCGAGCACGGCUGCUGGCGGCUGUACGCGGAUGCGGCGCUGCUGGAGUGGCGCCGGGGACGGGACGCAGCGGCAGCCCGCAACAUCUUCGAAAAGGGUCUGGAGGACACCCGCAUCUUCCGGGAACCGCAGUACGCAAUUGCGUACCUGGACCUUCUUUGUGGACUUGGUGACUUGGACAACGCGCGCGCCCUGCUUGCCCGCGUGCUGGGGGAUGAGACCAACGCCAAGUGCGUGACGCUGUGGCAGCGCUACAUCGCCUUUGAGGGCAUGUCGGGUGACUUGGCGGCGGUAGUGGAGGUGGAGCGACAGGCGAUGGCGGCCCUUCGCGGGGAGGAGGCGGAGCAGCUUAAGUCGGCGCUGCCCCUCAUACGGUGCCACGGCGACGGAAGCGGCGCGGUUGGGGGCGGCGGCGGCAGCGGGCCGCCUGGCUCCAACAUCCGGCCGCCCUCCGCCUACACCUACUCAGGCGCGGCGGCUGCCGGGCAGGAGCCGCAACCGCUGAAGCAGCUACCACCUCAGUUGGGGCUCUUCAUCAACUCCUUGCCGCCACCGCAGGCUGUGGAGGGUAUCGUGCCCGAUGUGGACCAGGUCAUUGAGGCACUGCUCACCAUGGACCUCACGGCAGGGACUGUGCUGCAGGUGUGCCUGGAUCUGGAGUCCGGCAAGACGUUGGCGCACAUGGGCCAGCCGCAGCAAGGGGGACCCCCACCCGACCAGCCGCCCUACCCGCAUGGCCAUCCGCAUAUGCAGCAGGAGCCUCCGGGACCGCACUUCGGCAGGCCGGAGCCAGGGGGGCCGCCGUACGGCGGUCCGCCGGGACCCUACGGGUACGGCCAAGGGUCCCCCGGACCGGGACCGCGCGGUGGUGGCGGUGGCGGCGGCGGCUACUCUGAACCAUAUGGCGAUGGUCCACCGGGCGGGCCUGACGAGUACGGGAAACGACGAUAUCAGUACGGCUACGAUCCAAACGAAGGCGGUGAAGAUGACGGUUAUGACAACGGGUACGGCGGCGGACGAGACUUAUACCACCAGAGGUUACGGCGGCGGAUGGACCAAUGA
This is a messenger RNA of Volvox carteri f. nagariensis, 2349 nucleotides long. RefSeq lists its product as uncharacterized. Gene Ontology annotation, cellular component: nucleus. The transcript has 18 exons. Gene Ontology annotation, biological process: mRNA 3'-end processing. Bases 1 to 2349 code for a protein of 782 amino acids. Gene Ontology annotation, molecular function: mRNA binding; protein binding. Lineage: Eukaryota; Viridiplantae; Chlorophyta; Chlorophyceae; Chlamydomonadales; Volvocaceae. The record is from RefSeq and is a predicted model, not a curated record.